Molecule: messenger RNA, 2542 nt
Organism: Acipenser ruthenus (sterlet)
Lineage: Eukaryota; Metazoa; Chordata; Actinopteri; Acipenseriformes; Acipenseridae
Exons: 4
Coding region: 83-889 (268 amino acids)
Biological process (GO): adaptive immune response
Cellular component (GO): membrane
Molecular function (GO): signaling receptor activity
Source: RefSeq, a predicted model, not a curated record
ACUGCUCUAUUAAAGAGUAGCUGUGCAAAUGCAGUGUCUGGACCACAGCCUGUAGGUAACUGAUAAACCCAGCUCCUGCAGCAUGGAGGCUUGUCUGGGAUGGUGCUUCCUAGGAUUUCUCAUUGUAUCAGUGGGAGCUGGAUCACAAAGCGAUGAAAAGCUUAUUGUCUCGCAGUCUCCUGACUUCAUCAAUGCCUUGAAGGGACACUCAGCCGAGAUCACGUGCUCCAUCUCUCUGCUGAGUAAGAUUGAUGGGCUUUAUCUCAAGAGGCGCUUUGCUCGGCCCCAGGACGUGCUGUACUUCUCCUUAGCCACAAUGAAGAUCAAUAUUGAGAAGGAGUACAAGGGCCGCUUAACACACCACGGAGAGUGCUGCAGCUUUGCCUUCACGAUCACCCAGCUGCAGCUCAAUGAUAGCGACGGCUAUUACUGUAUAUGGGGUGGCUUGGACAUCACAACAGGCAGGCUUGUGAGCCAUGAAAGUAUGGGGACGCUCAUUGUAGUGAAAGAGCCUCGUGUCUCGUGCCCCACAGACUCUUCAAGAUCGAAUCUGAGCUUUAUCCUGCUCCUGCUCAUGGUGUCAGCCGGCGUCGUUGUCGUGUGUGUGUUCAUGUGUGUGCUGCUGUGGCACUGCACAGGGAACAAGAAAAGCUACCAGCCAAAUAAAAUACACCAAUCAAGGUCCGAAGCAAACCCCAGGGCUCCAGCCAGCCAGCCGCUCCAGGUACUGAGAACCUCAAGCAAACCCCCAGGGCUCCAGCCAGCCAGCCGCUCCAGGUAUUGCGAACCUCAAGCAACCACCAGGACUCCAGCCAGCCAGCCUCUCCAGGUACUGAGAACCUCAAGCAAACCCCCAGGGCUCCAGCCAGUCAGCCGCUCCAGGUACUGAGAACCUCAAGCAAACCCCAGGGCUCCAGCCAGCCAGCCGCUCCAGGUAUUGCGAACCUCAAGCAACCCCCAGGACUCCAGCCAGCCAGCCUCUCCAGGUACUGAGAACCUCAAGCAAACCCCCAGGGCUCCAGCCAGUCAGCCGCUCCAGGUACUGAGAACCUCAAGCAAACCCCAGGGCUCCAGCCAGCCAGCCGCUCCAGGUAUUGCGAACCUCAAGCAACCCCCAGGACUCCAGCCAGCCAGCCUCUCCAGGUACUGAGAACCUCAAGCAAACCCGCCAGGGCUCCAGCCAGCCAGCCUCUCCAGGUACUGAGAACCUCAAGCAAACCCCCAGGGCUCCAGCCAGCCAGCCUCUCCAGGUACUGAGAACCUCAAGCAAACCCCCAGGGCUCCAGCCAGUCAGCCGCUCCAGGUACUGAGAACCUCAAGCAAACCCUCAGGGCUCCAGCCAGCCAGCCUCUCCAGAUACUGAGAACCUCAAGCAAACCCCCAGGGCUCCAGCCAGCCAGCCUCUCCAGAUACUGAGAACCUCAAGCAACCCCCAGGACUCCAGCCAGCCAUCCACUCCAGGUACAGAGAACCAGCCAGCCAGCUUGAAACCUGGAGCAUUUAAAUAUUUUUCCCCUUUUCAUUAAGAAGCUCAGAUUGUCUGAAUGCUUUACAGAAUGCAUGUAUGUAUACUGUAUAUAUAUAUCUAUCUUCAUAUCUCCACAUACUAAUACCUGUAUAUACAAGUUUAUAUUCAAAUGUUUUUGCUCCAGUAAGUCAAUUUGAAGCACCUUGGCCCUAAUUUGAUGCACGUGUAAAGUCAAAGGCACAUUUCAGCCAGGACUAAAAUAAUUUUAGCAGAGCAAGGUGAAGCUGAGGCUGCGGUCUGUACAUCGCAAAGGCCGGGGGUCUUCAUCAGUUUGCUAAAAGUAAAUAGCAAACUGUUAGAUUAGCCAUGUUAUUGAGCGAAGGCACUUAAUCUCUUUGUGACCUUAAAGUGGUCAUGCUGUUGUUAACCAAAUCAUUGCAUUAAUCUUACUUCAAUUCUCUUUGGGUCUCAAAUGUGCAGUUUUGAAAGAAACACAUGUUAAAGUGAUCAUGUAUUUUCAUUUUACAACUUGAUCCCUGGCACUAAACUAGGUCAUUUAGAAAGGCAUCCUUUUAGGCAGUGUUGUACUACCCUGCUCAUUUUACCAACCCGAUGUUUCGCCUCUUGGAUGUAAUGCCUUCAGCUGCAUAUACCAUGAUAGAAAAACAAAAGCACAUGUUUUGCAUUUCUUUCAAAACGACACAUGUGAGGUCUAUAUUACAAAUGGAAGUACACAAUGACUGUGAAGUAUGCAAUGAUUUUGCUAGCUAGAAUCACUUUAAUAGGUCAUUAAUUACAGCUUAAAGGGGAGUGGAAGCCCCAGAUGUUCUGCACUUUCCCCAUCCUGUUUGCUGUUGAGUUGCUUCUUGUAAAUCCUUUGUUAAAGUGAUACUGUACCUGGCAGUUUGUCUGUGAUAGAUUGGACCUUGGUUCUAUAGUAUUUCUUUUUUUUUGUGCCAGUGUAUUACUGUUUUGGACUGUGUUUUGUUUUUGUUUCUGUUACUAUUCUGUGAAUGCAGAGACUGCUUGUAUGAAGAGCAACCGGAAUUCAUUAAAGGGCAAAUGUAACCAAAA